This is a messenger RNA of Humulus lupulus (European hop), 3468 nucleotides long. RefSeq names its product putative calcium-transporting ATPase 13, plasma membrane-type. NCBI's taxonomy places the organism in Eukaryota, Viridiplantae, Streptophyta, Magnoliopsida, Rosales, Cannabaceae. The record is from RefSeq and is a predicted model, not a curated record. The transcript has a single exon. Bases 177 to 3227 code for a protein of 1016 amino acids. Gene Ontology annotation, molecular function: ATP binding; P-type calcium transporter activity; ATP hydrolysis activity. Gene Ontology annotation, biological process: calcium ion transmembrane transport. Gene Ontology annotation, cellular component: intracellular membrane-bounded organelle; membrane.
CGCGUAAAUGAAAAAAAAAAAGAGCCAAAAACUAUGUAUAUAUAACAGACCUAGUUUCUUCCGACAUACCAUCCUCACCUAAUACUUGAGCUUCUUAAAGAUCGACACACAGAUAAGCUAGCACCUCUAUUUUUCAUCGUUAUUACUUUCUCUCAAUAUUAAUCAGAUCAGUCCAUAUGUCUCUACGACCUAGAAAACCAUUGCAAACAGAAGAAACAGCCAUGCAUGAUCAAUACCCAGUAAUUAGCUCACCCUCGAAAUCCCACAAACGCAGAUGGAGGUUGGUUUACACCGCCAUAUCAUUCACUAGGGUUCUUCGUUCUCUGGCCAAGAACGUGCUUCAAAACAAUGCAAACCUUUUGCGCUCCGUCUCCUACGUCGCCAUCGAUGUCCCUGCCGGUAAUGAAAAACUUUCUUUUCCUAAUAAUGUUGAUCCAAAAGCUCUUGCUGAUAUUGUUAGGGAUAAGAAAAUUGAAAGUCUUGUGAGUCAGUAUGGAGGGGUCAAAGAAUUAGCUAAUACGCUUGAAACUGAUGUUAGGAGUGGUAUUAGUAGCAAUGAUGUUGAUUUGGCUCGAAGAAAGAAUGUUUUUGGUGCCAAUGACUACAAAAAGCCGCCCGCCAAAGGGUUUCUAACUUUUGUUUUUGAUGCAUUUAAAGACACUGUAAUUAUCAUAUUGUUGGUUUGUGCCCUACUCUCUCUGGGGUUUGGUAUCAAGCAACAUGGCUGGAAAGACGGAUGGUUUGACGGCGGGAGUAUUAUUUUUGCUGUCUUUCUUGUUGUUGUUGUCUCUGCUGUGUCAAACUACAAUCAAUCUAUACAAUUUCAGAAGCUCUCCAAAAAGAGUAGUGACAUAAGCGUGGAAGUUGUUAGAGGUGGACGACGUCAUCCCAUAUCAAUCUUCGACAUUGUUGUAGGUGAUGUUGUUUUCUUAAAGAUUGGUGAUCAAAUUCCAGCUGAUGGGUUAUUCUUGGAAGGCCAUUCCUUGAGGGUGGAUGAGUCGAGUAUGACUGGAGAAAGUGACCAUGUUGAUAUCAAUGCCACUGGAAAUCCUUUUCUGUUAUCAGGCACAAAGGUGGUGGACGGGUUUGGAACCAUGUUAGUGACUUCUGUGGGCAUGAAUACGGCUUGGGGAGAGAUGAUGAGCUCAGUAAGUCGAGACAUGAAGGAAGAGACGCCUUUGCAAGCGCGGCUCGAGAAGCUAACAUCUUUGAUCGGAAAGGUUGGUUUGUCUGUGGCUGCACUUGUUCUUGUUGUUUUGAUGAUCCGCUACUUCACAGGGCACACAAAAGAUGAGAUGGGACAAAGGGAAUUUAAUGGAAGCAAGACAAAAUUUGAUGAUAUCAUGAAUGCUGUUAUAGGCAUUAUUGCUGCAGCAGUGACAAUCGUUGUCGUGGCUAUUCCUGAAGGUCUACCACUCGCUGUUACUCUUACUCUUGCUUACUCUAUGAAGAGAAUGAUGAAAGACAAUGCUAUGGUCAGGAAGCUCGCUGCUUGCGAGACAAUGGGGUCGGCCACAAUAAUAUGUACUGACAAAACGGGAACUCUUACUCUGAAUGAGAUGACGGUUACAGAGGUGUGGCUUGGCAAAGAACAUUUAAGUGAGGAUGGUGUAUCACAUAUGUCUCCAAGUACUGUCAGCUUACUGCGAGAGUCCAUUGGUUUAAACACCGCCGGUGGAGUUUAUAAACCAACUCCUGACGCUACUCCUGAGAUUUCUGGAAGCCCAACAGAGAAAGCAAUACUUUCAUGGGCUGUUUUCAGCUUGGGAUUGGAUAUUGAUGAACUGAAGACGCAAUACGAAAUAAUCCACGUCGAGGCUUUCAACUCAGAGAAAAAAAGGAGUGGAGUUUUGAUCAGGAAAAACAACGAGAAGACUCUUCAAAUCCACUGGAAAGGUGCUGCUGAAAUGGUUCUCGCCAUGUGCUCAAAUUAUUAUGACAGAGAUGGAAUCAUUAGAGUCAUGAAUGAAGAAGAAAGAAGAGAGAUUGAAACACACGUUCAAAGUAUGGCAGCCAAAAGCUUGAGAUGUAUUGCCUUUGCCCAUAAAAAUAUUGAAGGAGAAUAUGGACAGGUUAAUAGUGAGAAACUGGAGGAAAGUGGCCUUGCUUUACUUGGUGUUGUAGGAAUAAAGGAUCCAUGUAGGCCAGGAGUUAAGGUAGCCGUAGACACUUGCAUUGCUGCCGGUGUGAGCAUCAAAAUGAUAACAGGUGACAAUGUGCACACAGCAAGAGCUAUAGCGAUUGAUUGUGGGAUUUUAAAACCUAGGGUGGAUGUGGAAAGUGAAGCUAUAAUUGAAGGGGUACAGUUCAGAAACUAUUCACCGGAAGAGAGAAUGAGAAAAGUUGAAAAAAUUCGUGUUAUGGCUAGAUCAUCCCCGUUUGACAAGCUUCUAAUGGUUGAAUGCCUGAAGCAAAAAGGCCACGUGGUAGCAGUCACUGGAGAUGGAACCAACGACGCUCCAGCUCUCAAGGAAGCAGAUAUUGGACUUUCAAUGGGGAUCCAAGGCACAGAAGUGGCAAAAGAGAGCUCAGACAUUGUUAUCUUAGAUGAUAACUUUAGUUCAGUGGUCACCGUUUUGAGAUGGGGCAGGUGUGUAUACAACAACAUUCAGAAAUUCAUUCAGUUUCAACUUACUGUGAACGUUGCCGCUUUGGUCAUCAACUUUGUUGCCUCAGUGUCUUCUGGUAAAGUCCCAUUGACUGCUGUCCAGCUUUUGUGGGUGAACCUUAUUAUGGAUACAUUGGCAGCUUUAGCAUUAGCCACCGAGCAACCAACUAAUGAACUCAUGAAGAAGCCGCCGGUGGGUCGAAAGGAGCCUCUCAUAACCAGAAUCAUGUGGAGGAACCUCAUUGCGCAUGCCUUGUUUCAGGUUACUGUUUUGUUGACUCUACAAUUCAAGGGAAGAUCCAUCUUUGGUGUGAACGAAAAGGUCAAGAACACACUCAUAUUCAACACUUUUGUUCUAUGCCAAGUCUUCAACGAAUUCAACGCAAGGAAACUGGAAAAGAAGAAUAUAUUUGAAGGGAUACAUAAGAGCAAACUAUUUUUGGGUAUAAUUGGAGUUACCGUACUGCUUCAAGUGUUGAUGGUGGAGUUUCUGAAGAAGUUUGCCAGUACUGAGAGGCUGAACUGGAGUCAAUGGGGUGCUAGCAUUGGCAUUGCAGCUUUAUCUUGGCCAAUCGGUUGGCUUGUCAAGUGCAUUCCAGCAUAUGGGAACAAGGUCUGACUCAACGAGAUUCUACAAGUUAUUCUUGAGUACGUUAUCCGAUAUGUAAAUAUAUAUAUAUAUAUGUGUAUAUAUAUGUAUAUAUAUAUUUAUAUUAAUUUUCCAUUGUGAAAGAUUACUUAAGUUUGGGGUUGGAAUUUAAGCAAUUAUGUAACGUCAUUUUGUUUGCGAUAACGUACGAAUCUUUAAAUGUAAUACUGAUCUGAAAAUUACUAAUAAAGGAGAGCAUUACACUUUCAAA